AAGAAGAAGAAUAUGUGGACUAUGAUCGGUGUAACGUUUUCUUGUUUACUUGGCUCACUCUUAAUCAUCUCUUUAUUAUCUGCCAAAAACCAAAGGGAAAAUUAACUAAAAACUUUCUUAAUCAGAUCAUUAAUGCGCCUAAUCCCCUAUUUUAUAUCUAAUAUUUUCCUCCUAAUUAAGAAUCCUAUAAUAAUGAUUCUGACAAAAAAAUAAAAUAAAAGAUGAAGAAAGGAAACAGACAGUUAGUUGCCGUCUGAAUGCUUCACCUGAGAAACUCUGCCACAUCACAAAAACCACAUUAUUUUAUUUCUUUUUUCAAUUUCCGAUCUCCAAUCUCAGCCAUCUCUUCUUUCUUCACUCUAUUGCUAACUUUCGGACAUUGAGUUGUGUGCGUGAUGUCUUCUUCUUACAGCAAUUCAACCACUUCCGUGAACUCGCCGGAGCUGAAACUAUACCAAGCUUUCAUAUUCUCUGUCCCAAUCUGCUUCACAUUCAUCAUCCUCUUCGUCUUCUACGUCAUUUACCUCCGUCGUGGCAGCGCCGAUUUGUCUUCCCUCGGAAUGCGAACUACUUUCCUCCCCGGAACCUCCAUCUCCACGGCUGAGUUAGGGUUAAGCAAAGAGCUGAGAGAGAUGCUUCCCAUUGUCGUCUACAAAGAGAGCUUCUUUGUAAUGGAUUCUCAAUGUUCAGUGUGCCUUGGUGACUAUCAAGCAGAUGACAAGCUUCAACAGAUCCCGGCAUGUGGACAUACUUUUCACAUGGACUGCAUUGAUCUUUGGCUCACUUCACAUACCACUUGCCCUCUUUGCCGUCUCACUCUUAUCCCAACCCAAUCUCAUCAAAGCCAAGAAGAAGAUCCUCCUGUUCUUCCCAGUCUUGGGACCCCUGAUGGAGGAGUAUCAAGUGAACCGGAACCUCAGCCAGACGACCACAGAAAUGAUGACCAAGAGCGACAACGUGAGUGUAAUCCAGGAGCAGAGAGCUUUAAGGAAGAAAUGCGAGAGGAGGAACCAAACAGCUUGGGGACAUCAAGUGGUUGUUGUAAUUGUAGGCUUGGUUAAAUAUUAUAAGCUUGUGUUGGGUCCUGUAAAGUUUGUAACUUGUAAACAUUCAUUAGAGCUUUGAUCCCAUAGAAGAAGCGGACACUUGGUCUGAUGGAUGAUUGGGAUCGAAUCAAAAUAGGGUAAUAUUUGAAAAAUGACCUCGCUCUCCACAGAAGCUUGACUCUGUGUUUGCUCAGCGCGCUAAAACAAAGAGUAAUAAUAACAUAUGGUUGUUUUUUUU
Messenger RNA from Raphanus sativus (radish), 1284 nucleotides. RefSeq names its product RING-H2 finger protein ATL58. NCBI's taxonomy places the organism in Eukaryota, Viridiplantae, Streptophyta, Magnoliopsida, Brassicales, Brassicaceae. The transcript is spliced from 3 exons. The record is from RefSeq and is a predicted model, not a curated record. The coding region runs from base 396 to 1061 and encodes 221 amino acids.